Molecule: messenger RNA, 1102 nt
Organism: Suillus discolor
Lineage: Eukaryota; Fungi; Basidiomycota; Agaricomycetes; Boletales; Suillaceae
Product: ribosomal protein L1
Exons: 5
Coding region: 45-911 (288 amino acids)
Biological process (GO): translation
Cellular component (GO): large ribosomal subunit
Molecular function (GO): structural constituent of ribosome; RNA binding
Source: RefSeq, a predicted model, not a curated record
CUUGAAAUUCUUGAGAGCUGACACUGAGUGUGAUUGAACAGAACAUGUCCUUUUCCCUUGGGCUGCUCUGUCGGCAAUGUUGCCAUUCAAUUCUUAGUCCACGCCCAGCACUCGUUCGAGAGUUUUCUUCAACACCUAUCUUAGCCCUACGACGAACGAAAAAGAUUCCGGUGCUCUCCAAGAAAGCCCUCGCAGCAAAAGCAAGAAAGCGCGCAGCGAAGGCUCGCAAACACAUAUAUGAGAAUGAGAAGAUGACUCUCGAAAGCGCUAUUGACGUGAUCCGUGCGGUUGAAGUUGCAAAAGCAAAUGCUACAUACGAGCUGGUAAUCAAGACUGCCAUGUCCCGUGGAUCUAUCAUUCCAAAGGGUCGUAUUGCUCUCCAUCGUGAAACUAAAGCUCGCCCCGAAGACCGCAUCCUUGUAUUUGCCGAGGGCCGUCAGGCAGAAGAGGCAAAGAGCGCGGGUGCACACAUCGUCGGUGGCAUUGAGCUAGCAGAUGGUGUAAUCAGCGGCAAACAUCAUGCAACCACCAUUCUAUGUUCCACAGCCCUCAUCCGGACCAUCACCCCAAAACUCGGACGUGUCCUCGGCCCGCGUGGUUUGAUGCCUUCUGAACGUCGAGGGACGGUUACGGAUGAUUUUGCCGGCUACUUGCGGCGACUUUCUGGUACUACAGAGUGGAAAGGCGACAAGAAUGGCGUCAUUCGGAUGCCUAUUGGCAAGCUCCAUUUCCCGAUAGAAGACGUAGUUAAAAACGUCAAGCAAUUCGUGACCGCUGUCAAACGGGUGACCGGGAACCAGAAAGAUGCCGAGGAGAAGGGAAAGAGCAAGAGUGUCAAGCCUGUCAAUGCCAUCACACGUGUAAUGCUGAGCUCAACGCAGGCACCCAGCAUCCAGAUAUCGGACAUUUGAUAUAGCAGUGUUGAUCGGGAACCAGACAGUGAAAGUUCUGAUUUCAAAUAUUCUGCUUGAGAGCAACGUGUUACUUGUGCAUCCUUGCAAAAUCACCCUUUCCUUGUCACUAAAUAUUGAAGUACAUUUAUAUAUCCUAUAGUAGAUGUUUCAUAAAGUGAUGCCACCACUAUCCGGCUCCUUGUCAGCUC